Messenger RNA from Carassius carassius (crucian carp), 3263 nucleotides. RefSeq names its product choline kinase alpha-like. The transcript has 12 exons. The record is from RefSeq and is a predicted model, not a curated record. Gene Ontology annotation, cellular component: cytoplasm. Gene Ontology annotation, molecular function: ethanolamine kinase activity; choline kinase activity. Gene Ontology annotation, biological process: CDP-choline pathway; phosphatidylethanolamine biosynthetic process. NCBI's taxonomy places the organism in Eukaryota, Metazoa, Chordata, Actinopteri, Cypriniformes, Cyprinidae. Bases 199 to 1455 code for a protein of 418 amino acids.
GUACUGCGCACGAACAAAUGCGUCUGAAGCAGUGUGUUCUUUACUAUUGUGCGUACGGUUAUAUACGGCAUCAGAUAGCCCCAUUAAAUCUGCGUUUAAAACAUCUGACAGUUAUUAAGCUGCACAGAGAGCCUGUGAUUUAAUUCAUUGCCUGCAAAUUUUAAUUAUUUACGUUUACACUAGUAACCAACAGCAAAAAUGAAGACUAAAUUCAUCAAUGGCGUGUCUUCCUCGCCUACAAUGUCUCUGGGUUUAUUGGUAAAUGAGAAUGUUCUCGAAGUCCAGCCUGACAGUGAGAAUGACUGCAAAGACAUCAUCCGACCGGAUGAGCCCGACCACCAGACAAAGCAUAAGGCGUAUCUGUGGUGCAAAGAAUUUCUUCACGGAGCCUGGAAAUCCAUAGAUGAGGAUGAUUUCCAAAUCUCUAUUAUCAGGGGAGGCCUCAGCAACAAACUGUUCCUCUGCGCUUUGCCAGAGAAGCAACCAAGCACUGGAGAUGAACCACGAAACGUGCUGCUUCGCCUGUAUGGACAAAUUCUGCAGAUGUCCUGUAAUAAAGGGGAUUCCAGACAAUCAAACACUGAAAAUGACUUUCAAGGAGCUGAUGCCAUGGUACUGGAGAGUGUGAUGUUUGCCAUCCUGGCUGAGAGGGAGCUUGGGCCCAAACUCUAUGGCAUUUUUCCACAGGGGAGACUGGAACAAUAUGUCCCUAGUCGAAAAUUGUCCACAGAUGAGCUGAGUGUCCCUGGUAUAUUUGCUGAGAUUGCUGAAAAGAUUGCCAGAUUUCAUGGAAUGAGAAUGCCCUUCAACAAGGAGCCAAAGUGGCUGUUUGGCACCAUGGAAAAGUACAUGGAUCAAGUGCUUCAGCUCACCUUCACCAGGGAACACCAUCUACGCAAUUUCUCCCGCCUUUUGAGCUACAACUUGCCUCAAGAGAUGGACAGUCUAAAGUGUCUACUUGAAUCUACUCCCUCUCCUGUUGUUUUCUGCCACAAUGACUUGCAAGAAGGAAACAUCUUGCUCCUGAGUGGCCGUGAGAACUCAGACAGACAGAGGCUCAUGUUGAUUGAUUUUGAGUACAGCAGCUACAGCUACAGAGGAUUUGACAUUGGAAAUUUCUUCUGUGAGUGGACUUAUGACUAUACCUACGACAAGUUUCCAUUUUUCAUCACGAACACCAAAAAUUACCCCACCAAAGCACAGCAGAUGCAUUUCUUUCAGUGUUAUCUGUUGGAAUCUCAUGCUGGUUUUGAAAACUUGAGUGAGGAGGACCAGCUGAAACUCAAAGAGGACAUGCUAGUGGAGGUUAACAGGUUUGCUCUGGCCUCCCAUUUCUUCUGGGGAUUGUGGUCCAUAAUCCAGGCCAAAAUAUCAACUAUUGAAUUUGGGUACAUGGAGUAUGCCAUGGCCAGAUUUGAUGCAUACUUUGAGCUGAAAAAAAAGCUCAUGGUAUAAAGGAAACAUGCAUAAAUUCCCAACUGACUGAAAGAAGACGGAACAACGCUCCUACGGUGUCAAGGAAAGAGCGGAGCAGAUUUUGAAUGUUCUUGAAAGAGGAUGCAUCUGUAGUAAUUCAACCAUGCUGCAUGGACCAAAAUCAAUGCAAAGUAUAUAUUUAAAAUGUGCAUUGAGUGUCCACAUAUGCUGCUUUUCAGUGUUUACAAGUUUAAGCUUCUCACAUUUAACACACCAGCCUAAGCUUCUGGACAGUUGGAGAAUAACGUGAAUAACGAGGUCAUGUGCCAAAAAAAAAAAAGGCUAAAAAAAGAUUGUAGGUCAGAGUUUAGGAGCGCAAAAUAUUUUAUGCAGCUGCAGUUUGAUUCACAAGUCACAGAAUAGUGUGGCAAAAAGUUCUUCAUACUAAUUCAAACCAUGUGGUGUUUCUUAUAGCCUAGUCAUCUGCUGUAAUGUUAUCUAUAUAACCGGUGAUAGAAGAUGACUGUGAAAGAGUAAGGUUAAAAAACUGGACCUUUUACCAGAAAUUGGUAGACCAAACUGUGUUGCCACUGUGGUUGUGAUGAUUCAGUAUUGUGUUUCCAAGUUCUCUGUUUCCAUUUUAUGCCACCUUUUUGGGGGGGAAAGGGGGCGUCCUUUUUACUUGAUGAUUUACCUCUUUUCGACUUCUAGUAGAUCAUGUCUUAUUUGAUUUUCUAGUAGAUCCGCAUGAUGUGAAGUGAUGAUGUGAAUACCUGUGGGACUGCACCAUCUGUGUGCUCCUUAGGGGAGAGAUGGUCUGAACAGUGGAAAACUAUUAUGGUGUUGACCAUAGUGAUAUCAUUCACCUCUUGUUAGAGGUGCUUGUUUAUUUUAUAAGAAUUUGAUAAGUUUGAGAUUACCCGCCUGUAUAUGAUUUGAUACUGAAUUGAUAACUGUUAGAUAUUAAUAUAAAACUUUAUAUCAAUCUGUUCUUAAAAUAACAGCAUUUUAUUUUGUACAGCAGUUGGUCCAAUUACAAAUUUCGUAGUGAUUUUUUUUAAUGCUAUACAAUUGUUUUACAAGUGAACAAUAUUUACUUAACGCAUUUAGUUUUGCAUUUUGCUUUGUAUAACCUUAAAUUACGGUUAAAGUAAUGUUUAUUUUUACCAUACUGUUUGUUUGAAAUGUAGGUAUAGUGAAACAAUUGUGUUAAGGCAGUCUUACUUUUUUUUGCUAACAGUAACGUCAAAGGCACUUUCUUUAAGAGUUCUGUGAAAAAUGUUUAGUACUUGUAAAUGUAACUUUAUUAUUAUUUUUCUGUAAUGGAAAAUGUAUAUUUCUUAAUAAGAAAGUUUUAUGUGUCUUUAUUGAAAUAAUGUCAGUGGAUCUCUUGGCCCCCUCUUUUUUACUGUACUAUACUGGUGAUCAAUUUAUGUCUGUUUCACACCACACAUCAUCACACAUAUAUUAAAUCAUAUAAAAUUAUAUAUAUAUAUAUAUUUACGUUCCUAUAUAACUGGUCUCUAUGGUUCUCGAUUUUUGGAACAUUAGUAAAUGGAAGGGAAAAGUUAAAGUAUAAUGUAAAACAAAAGAAUAAUUGAAUAGAAUUCCUUUGUAGAUUAAAAUCAGUCGUCUAAACCAGCUUUACUAACAUGUUAACAUCAAUAUAAAGCUUCUGAUGCUUAUUCUCUAUAAACACAUUAAAUGUAUAAAUAUAUAUAUAAAAAAAUGAGAUCGACAUUUCUCAUUAUAAAAGAGUUAUGAUACGAAACCAAUUCAGCAGAAGUCAACAUUUUGUAAUGUACUAAUUCAUGCUUUGCAUUUGUGAAUAAAGGGUUGCAAGAUUA